AUGGGCGCUUCCAGUCACUUCCGUCUUGCUUGGGCCGUGCUGACGACAGGCUUGAUGACUGCAAUGGGCGACAAAAGCGAUGAAUCUCUCGUUGCACUUCCCGCCGUCUUUGAAGUGGACUUGCUGUUCCCUCACAAUGCAACUUACGCUCCCAGCGCGCUGAUGCCCAUCCUGUUUGCGGUGCAGAAUCCGACUCUGGCGCCGUCGUCCGCCACAAUUACAUUCGACCUGUGGCGAGGCAACGACACGAGAUCGCCAGGCUCUGUCGGCAGCGUACCGCUUGCCCUCAGCCUCGAUGUGGCCACCGAGCGACAGAGGUCCAACGAGCCUCUCCUGCUUAACGCUCCCGUCAACACCAUUGCCUACCCGGACGGCGUCUGGACCCUCGCCUGGAGUCUGGAGUACUUCAACUGCUCUACAUCUCAAGGCAAGGCGCGCAGCGAAACGUUCUACACCGUCUUCACCGUGAGCAAGUCUGGGCAGGCACCUGACAUGAAGGCGGGCACAUCCGCCGACGUCUGCGGCUCCUCGGCAGCCCUGGCAUACAACGUGACCUCUUGGGACGAGCUCGCAUGUGGCAUGCCCGGGCCCAGCCCGACCACAAACCCGUGCUCGGUGACGGUCGAUUCUGCAGCCGUGUCCAGCCUGUCCGCCUUGGCCAGGGCCACGGGCUACGUCUGCUCUCCGAACUCGAACAUCACAUGUCCGACUUCCUUUUCCUCAUCGGGCAGUCCUCGAGUGGCAGCGGUGUCUACAUUACUCACGCUGUCGGCCGCCCUGACUGUCCUGAUUCAGCUUCGAUAG
Molecule: messenger RNA, 804 nt
Organism: Trichoderma reesei QM6a
Lineage: Eukaryota; Fungi; Ascomycota; Sordariomycetes; Hypocreales; Hypocreaceae
Exons: 1
Coding region: 1-804 (267 amino acids)
Source: RefSeq, a predicted model, not a curated record